AUGUCCUUAACUAGAGAAUCAACUGUCAUCCUAAUAACGGGAACCUCCUCAAACCUUGGUUACAACAUCGCAGUGCGUAUGUUGGAGCAAUUGCCUGAUAAGUCCAAUAUUACUUUAAUCGUCACUUCCCGUACUUUACCGAAAGCCAUUGAACUGAUCAAGGAUAUCAAGAAGUUCAUCGUUGAGAAUGUACCACAAAAGCUUUCUUACGUCGAGUUUGACUACAUCUUGGUGGAUUUUGCAGAUAUGGUAUCGAUCCUUUCAUCGUAUUAUGAAUUGAACAAGAGGUAUAAGCACAUUGAUUAUUUAUUUAUCAAUGCCGCACAAGGUGUUUAUUCUGGAAUUGAUUGGGGUGCUGCUGUUGUAGAAGUGCUAAAGAACCCCAUGCAGGCCGUGACGGAUCCAACAUAUAAGCUUCAAAGAACAGGCGUUGAAUCUAACGAUAAGUUGGGGCUAGUAUUUCAAGCAAAUGUUUUUGGUCCUUAUUACUUUAUACACAAAAUUGAACAUUUAUUAGAAAACGGAGGCAAAAUUGUUUGGAUUGGAUCUAUAAUGUCCCACCCCAAAUAUUUGUCCUUCAACGAUUUACAGUUGUUAAGAUCUCACGAAUCAUACGAAGGAUCCAAGAGGUUAGUAGAUCUUAUGCACUUUGCUACGUAUGAAAAGUUAAAAAGAGAAAAACAAAUUGAGCAAUACUUGGUUCACCCUGGUAUAUUCACAAGUUUUUCAUUUUUCCAAUAUCUAAACUUUUUCACGUAUUAUGGAAUGAUGUUCCUAUUCUACAUGGCAAGAUGGUUGGGCUCGCCAUACCACAAUAUUUCAGGUUACAUUGCGGCAAAUGCUCCUGUAGCAGCUGCCCUAGGAAAGACCAAACAAAGUGCCAAAGUCGGAUCUGCUUGCGAUAGAGCUGGUAAAGAAUAUCUCAUUUACGAAGAAGUGGAUACAACAGGAAAGGAUGACGUGGGUAAAUAUUUGGAAGACUUGAGCCUUGAAUGGGAUGAAAAGCUUAAAAAUCAAAUUUCCAACUCGCGACAAGCAUAG
Lodderomyces elongisporus is the source of this 1041-nucleotide messenger RNA. RefSeq names its product 3-keto-steroid reductase (gene ERG27). Gene Ontology annotation, molecular function: 3-beta-hydroxysteroid 3-dehydrogenase (NADP+) activity. The transcript has a single exon. Lineage: Eukaryota; Fungi; Ascomycota; Pichiomycetes; Serinales; Debaryomycetaceae. The coding region runs from base 1 to 1041 and encodes 346 amino acids. Gene Ontology annotation, biological process: ergosterol biosynthetic process. The record is from RefSeq and is a predicted model, not a curated record. Gene Ontology annotation, cellular component: mitochondrial outer membrane; lipid droplet; endoplasmic reticulum membrane.